This is a messenger RNA of Caenorhabditis elegans, 2241 nucleotides long. It is a transcript of the gene insc-1, whose product is annotated as Protein inscuteable homologue C-terminal domain-containing protein. Gene Ontology annotation, biological process: asymmetric cell division. Lineage: Eukaryota; Metazoa; Nematoda; Chromadorea; Rhabditida; Rhabditidae. The coding region runs from base 273 to 2168 and encodes 631 amino acids. The record is from RefSeq and is marked reviewed. The transcript has 16 exons.
AGCUAAAUGCUCAUAUAAACAUGGCCCGAUUGGCCCGAUUCUGGGAUUCCCUGGAAAACGAGAAUUUAUUCGAUAUAGUUCCACAACCUCCAAAGUCUACUGUAACCCGGUUUCAUCAGCAAUGGCUCUCAAGUUUGGCAAAUGCCCGAGACGACGAGCUCCAAACAAUUUUAUAUGCAAAACCAUUGCUUCCAACUCCGGAAUCUAUCGUACAAUUACCCGAUGAAGAAUAUUAUGGAGCCAAGAAAAUCUCGGUCGGCUACAGCAAAUCAAUGUUAUCAACUUCAUUGGGCAAUAUAUCAGCUCCUCCAAAACCUCAAAGGAGGAUAGCAAGGCUACGAAGUGGAGCAAAUGAUUGUGCAGCAAGUCUUCCUCAAUUGUUGGAAAGGAAUUCUAUCGCUGAGAUGAUGAACAACAGUCUGAGUGACAAGUAUAACUCAAGUAGCACUACUUUGUGCUCGUCCGUUCAUGCUGAGUCUUGCCCAACGGACACCGAGGAUGCAAUAAUUCGAAAUAUCAAGUUGCCCGGCUUCCGAGGAAACAUUUCACGAGCUCUGAGCCAAAAGAGCAACUCUCCAUCUGGUUGUCGAACACCAACUCCUAAAACAGCGCCUCCGUCGUAUGAACAGUUUCAGGUUUUGCGACGGAAUUCUAUGAAAUCUAGUGUGCAACCACAAAGAAAUGGAAUUUUGUCUCCGGCCCCACCAGUUCCAACUUCUUCAAGAGCAAACACAAUAACUGUUAAUGGAGCACAUGUUCAACAGGCAAUGAACAGAAUAGACAUGAGCACUGACAGCGCAAAUACAAUUCUCCGAUCUCCAUACAGUACUCGUUCGGAUAGCAUCACAAGUGUCGACUCUGGACAAUGUUCCGGAGAUCAAAUCGAACGAAGAUCAAAUUGUUCAACUCGACAAGAAAGUAAAGAUGAUGAUGAUACAGGGAUGCCAAGCUAUGCGAGAAUGGCUAGUACAAUGGAUCAUGUUCUCAGAACAUCAUCUGCUUUGUAUACUCUUCUUUCUUCAGCUCUGGAUCCAGCAACUUGCAGAGAUUUGUUGGCAAAGUCUUCUGUGUUCAUCCAACUGCUUGAAUCAUCUCCAUGUACAAAUUAUCUUCCAAAGACUGAAAUGGCUCGAUUAAAAAUGAAUGUUCAAGAGUUACAAAAAAAUCGAGAUAAAGGAAUAAUUGACAUGAAUAAUAUGACAAACUUUUUUGCGAUUCUUCUCAGAAAGUCUAUAGAAUCAGUACUUUUGGUGUUUGUGAGGAUAAUAUCCAAGAAUCUAUGUGAAAGUAAUGGAAAAGAUCGUCUGACACCUAUUUGUUUAGAGCAUCUUAUUCAUAUUUGUUUAUUUGGAGAUGAACUUUGUAUUGAAGCAAUUCAAAAAGGAUGCAUCUCAUCAGUUAUUCGAAUUAUGAAGAAUGAUCAACCACAGGAGAACACUCUUAGAUUUUUACUUCGAACAUUGGCAGUGUUAUGUGGAGUUUCAAAAGGAGCACUUGCUUUGCUCACGCAAGGAGGCUUGGAUUUGGUUAUUGAUAGACUUUUAUCCAUUUCCUCAUCAAUCUGUUCCGUCGAGGCAGCUGGUAUUCUGACACAACUUACCAAUCCUCAGUCUGCAUUCAUUCGGUUAAAUCAUGUGGAACCAAUUAUAUCCAGACUUUUGGAUCUAAUAGAUCAAUGUAAAUCAGGUGACUCUUUGCUUUUGGCAACCGCUGCAUUGAACAAUGUGACACUUCAGAACCCAAAUGGAGUUGAUAUUAUGUACAGAAAUAAUUCAAUUCGUCGUCUGAUAUCUGCUUAUAAUCGAGAAAAUUGUGCCACUGUCUUCGUCCAGGAACAAAUUGUUACAGCCUUUUCUCGCCUUGCCGCCCGUCAUUUAGAUCAUCAAAUGGUUGAUCAAAAUGCAAUUCCAGUGCUUCUUGAAUUUUUAUCCCUUACCCAUCCAAUCCAUGCGGAUUACUGUAGAAGGAUACGGUACAAAGCUGCUGUAUGUAUUGGUACUUUAGCUAACAGUGAAAUUGGGCUCAAAGCCUUGUAUGGUAAUAAUGCCUACGCAAUUUUGAGCAAUGUGCUUUAUGAUGACAACAACUCUUCAAAUCCAUUUAAUAUGAUAUGCAACAAUAUUCGCACAAAGUUGGAAUCUAAAUACCAAUCUGAAAGUGCAGUAUAAUAUUCAAAUAUCUUCCUUUGUUAAACAAACAAACACAAGAAUCUGUGAUAAAAUAAAAUUCAUUGAAAACCUG